Prorocentrum cordatum is the source of this 460-nucleotide messenger RNA. Lineage: Eukaryota; Dinophyceae; Prorocentrales; Prorocentraceae. The record is from the annotation of a GenBank genome assembly.
AGCGAGGGCCCCCAGAGGCCACACACGGCCCCAAGCCGCGGGCCCCGAUGUAUUUUUGGAGCGCUGGACCUCUGGGGCCCCCCCGCGCCGCGCCCCCGCACCCCGCGCCGAUGGCCGACGCGCCCGGCGAGGAGGCGGGCGCCGGGAGCGCGGUGCCGCCGCGGAAGGGCCCCCGGGUGAGCUGGGUCCUGCCGGAGGACGCCUUGCCCGCGGUGGCCGAGGAGCUGGCGCCCGCGGCGCUCGACGAGGGCCCGCCGACGCUGCGGGUGCGCCUCGGCAUACCUCGAGAGGAGCAGCGGUGGCGGCGCCCUCGCGGAGGUCGAGCUGCCGGGCGACGGGGCGGUGCCGGUCCUGCAGCCGUUCUUGUCCCCCUCGCUGCAGGCCGAGGUGUCCGCAGGCGGUGGCCCCGCGCAGCUGCGCCUCGUCUACGAGGCCCAGCGCCGCGCUGCCCUGCCCCGCG